Molecule: messenger RNA, 1489 nt
Organism: Abrus precatorius (Indian licorice)
Lineage: Eukaryota; Viridiplantae; Streptophyta; Magnoliopsida; Fabales; Fabaceae
Product: eyes absent homolog
Exons: 6
Coding region: 151-1113 (320 amino acids)
Biological process (GO): positive regulation of DNA repair; multicellular organism development; cell differentiation
Cellular component (GO): nucleus
Molecular function (GO): protein tyrosine phosphatase activity
Source: RefSeq, a predicted model, not a curated record
AAAAGGGGGAAUAUUUUGUAGCUGGGCGACAUGAUAGAACCUGAUGUUCUGACUCACAUCACAACUUCGUCGUCGUCGUCCUCGUACUUCCACGCUCUAAAACCUUAAACUAAGUGCACUGUCAGGCUAGUUCCUUGAGCACACACGGGAAUGGCUGCCACAUCCGGGAUGUCUGAUCAGGAAACACUAGUGUUUUCCAGAGAAAGUGUUCAUCCCAGGUUGGAUGUCUAUGUGUGGGACAUGGAUGAGACCCUUAUACUUCUAAAUUCCUUGCUGAAAUCAUCGUAUGCUGAGGCUUUCAAUGGUCAGAAGGAUGUGCAGAAGGGUGUAGAAAUUGGGAGGAUGUGGGAAAAUCUCAUUCUACAAAUAUGUGAUGAUUAUUUCUUCUAUGAACAAAUUGAAAAUUACAAUAAGCCAUUUCUUAAUGCAGUAGCCCAAUAUGAUGAUGGGAGGGACCUAUCUGAUUAUGACUUCAAACAAGAUGAAUUAGGUCCGCCACAUGAUGAUGCCAACAGAAGAAAACUUUCAUAUAGGCAUCGGGUCAUUGCCCAUAAGUACUUACAGGGUUUACGGAACAUUUUAAAUCAUGAUACAAUAAAACUCUGGGAUGAAUUGUAUGAUAAAACUGACGAAUACACUGACAGAUGGCUUUCAUCAGCACGGACCUUUUUGAAGGAGUGCUCAGGUGAAGAUAAAGAUGCAGUUUCUUCUAUUGCUUUUGAUAACACAAGCACUAACUCAACUAAUGCAAACUAUCAGCACGUAAAUGUAUUGGUGACAUCAGGAUCGUUAAUUCCCUCUCUUGUGAAGUGCAUGCUCUUUCAUCUGGACAGCUUAAUACCGCAUGGAAAUGUUUAUAGCUCAUGGGAAGUGGGGAAAAUUCAAUGUUUCCGAUGGAUCAAAGAGCGUUUCAACCAUCCCAAUGUUCGUUUUUGUGUAAUUGGAGAUGGAUGGGAAGAGUGUGAAGCUGCGGAAAUCAUGAAAUGGCCGUUUAUUAAGAUUGAUCCACGGCCAGGCAAACCUCACAGGUUCCCUGGUCUCACUUUGACAACAGUUAGCCACUAUUUUUCUGUGGUGUAUGGAAGGCCCAACAAUGAGAAUGAUGAAGAGUGAUAUAAGAUCUUGUCAUCUACCCGUUUCUGUGAUUCCUGUCUGUAACAAAAGUAAUAAACUUUGGUAGCAUAACCAAAGUUGUAUUGCCAAGUGUAUGAAUUGCUGCCUUGAGAUGGCUGCCACUCUUAGGUGUUAAUUGCUUUUGAAGAGAUUAGAUGGAGCUAUUUUCCUAUAACAUGCGUGAUCAUAACUUCAAGAUGUAGAUCAUUCCUACUUGUAUGUAUAUAGCAUGUUUCACAUUUAUCUCUACACAAAUUCUCCGUAGGUCCUUAAGUUUACUGGAUUUUGGGCUCAUCUGAAUUUUGUACUUUUUGCAAAACAAUAUACAUCCGUGGCUAAAUAACCACAUAUAAAUCUUACAACAUAGAAGUUAGAG